CAUUCUCGAUUUUGCAGAGGAGCUGGCAGCAUUGGUUUCCUGUGUUGCUGCUGCAGGGAGUUGAUAAACUGAGAGCUUUGGCGAGCUGAGAAACCACAACAUGGCAGUGACCUAUGAUGAUGUGCACAUCAACUUCACUAAGGAAGAGUGGGAUUUACUGAAUCCUUCCCAGAAGAAUCUCUACAAGGAUGUGAUGCUGGAAACCUACAGGAACCUAACUACUAUAGGAUACACUUGGGAAGACCUUAACACCGAAGAGCAUUGUCAAUGUUCUAGAAGACAUGCAAGGAUUGAAAGAAAUCAAAUUGGAGAGAAGUUUUCAGUAUAUUCACCCUGUGGUAAAGUCUUGUCUUAUAACACUCAUCUUCUAAGGAAUGAAAAAACACAUAGCGGAGAAAAAUGCUGUGAAAUUAAGCAAUGUGACGCAGUCUUUUCUUAUCACAAUCAUCUUGAAAUGCAUAAAAGAACACAUACUGGAGAGAAACCAUAUGAAUGUAAUCAGUGUGGUAAGGCCUUUGCACAACACAGUCAUCUUCAAAUGCAUAAAAGAACACAUACUGGAGAGAAACCCUAUGAAUGUAAUCAGUGUGGUAAGGCCUUUGCACGUCACAGUGAUCUUCAAAUGCAUAAAAGAACACAUACUGGAGAGAAACCCUAUGAAUGUAAUCAGUGUGGUAAGGCCUUUGCACGUCACAGUGAUCUUCAAAUGCAUAAAAGAACACAUACUGGAGAGAAACCCUAUGAAUGUAAUCAGUGUGGUAAGGCCUUUGCACGUCACAGUCAUCUUCAAAUGCAUAAAAGAACACAUACUGGAGAGAAACCCUAUGAAUGUAAUCAGUGUGGUAAGGCCUUUGCACGUCACAGUCAUCUUCAAAUGCAUAAAAGAACACAUACUGGAGAGAAACCCUAUGAAUGUAAUCAGUGUGGUAAGGCCUUUGCACGUCACAGUCAUCUUCAAAUGCAUAAAAGAACACAUACUGGAGAGAAACCCUAUGAAUGUAAUCAGUGUGGUAAGGCCUUUGCACGUCACAGUCAUCUUCAAAUGCAUAAAAGAACACAUACUGGAGAGAAACCCUAUGAAUGUAAUCAGUGUGGUAAGGCCUUUGCACGUCACAGUCAUCUUCAAAUGCAUAAAAGAACACAUACUGGAGAGAAACCCUAUGAAUGUAAUCAGUGUGGUAAGGCCUUUGCACGUCACAGUCAUCUUCAAAUGCAUAAAAGAACACAUACUGGAGAGAAACCCUAUGAAUGUAAUCAGUGUGGUAAGGCCUUUGCACGUCACAGUCAUCUUCAAAUGCAUAAAAGAACACAUACUGGAGAGAAACCCUAUGAAUGUAAUCAGUGUGGUAAGGCCUUUGCACGUCACAGUCAUCUUCAAAUGCAUAAAAGAACACAUACUGGAGAGAAACCCUAUGAAUGUAAUCAGUGUGGUAAGGCCUUUGCACACCCCUGUACUCUUAAAAGCAUUAAAAUGUAACAUCCUCUAGAGAUACCAGUGAAUGGAAUGUGGUAAAUUCUUUUUCACAAUCAUCUCCAAAUACAUAAUAUGAGGCCUUUUUUAGAGAAACCCUGAAGUUAAUUUGUGUAUUUUUCAAAAACAUAAGAAAAUCAUACUGUAGUGAAACUUUAUAAAUGAAUUCAGUGUCAUAAUGUUUUGUGCUUCAUAUAGGAGUAAGACUUUGUGUGUAGUCAUCUGAGAAAGCUUGUGCAUGUUAUCAUAAUCUUUUGGACCCGAGGAAUCUUUGAAGAAGACACCAGAGAAUGGGAAGAUGUCCCUUGCCCUUGUUAGGUAGAAAGCAACAUAGUAAAAGUGAAAACCUUUCCAAAAGCAAUCUACAGGCUCAAUAACAUUCACAUGUAAAUAUCAGAAAAAUCUUCACAGAUCUCAAAAUAAAAACACUCAACUUCAUAUAGAAAAGCCAAAAAAAUGCAAGAUAGUCAAAACAGUCCUAUAUAAAAAAUAAUUUCUGGAGGCAUCACAUUCCCUGACUUCUUCAGACGACUACAGAGCUACAGUACUGAAGAGAUCCUGGUGUUGGCAAAAAAACAGAUAGGAGGACUAAUGGAACUGAUUCUAAGACCCAGAUAUCAAUCCACUCACCUACUACACCUUUUUUUUUUUUUCGAGACAGGGUUUCUCUGUGGUUUUGGAGCCUGUCCUGGAACUAGCUCUUGUAGACCAGGCUGGUCUCGAACUCACAGAGAUCCGCCUGCCUCUGCCUCCCGAGUGCUGGGAUUAAAUGCAUGCGCCACCACCUCCUGGCUUUUGACAAAGCACCAAAAAAAUAUAAAAUGGAGAAAACAUAUUUAACAAAUGGUGCUGGCAUAACUGAAUAUCAAUGUGGGGAAGAAUGAAAGUAGACCCACAUCUAUCAUCAUGAACAAAACUCAAGUCCCAAUGGAUCAAAGACUACAACAUAAAGACAAACACACUGAACUACAUAAAACAGAAUAUUGGAAGUACACUUGAACACAUUGGAAAAUUGGACCACUUUCAAAUUAUAACCCCAGGUAUCACAGACACUGAGAAAAAUAAUAAAUGAGAUCUCCUGAAGCAAAAGUUUCUGUAAAACAAAGGACAUCACCAACAAUACAAAAAGGCAGCCUGUAGUAUGGGAAAAGAUAUUCACCUACCCCACAUUGGACAGAAGACUGAUCUUCAAAACAUACAAAGAACUUAAGUAAUUGGUCAUUAAAAGAACAAAUAAUCUAAUAAAAAAUGGAGUACAGACCUAAAUAAAAACAUUUUAACAUAUGAAUCUAAAAUGACUGAGAGAUACUUAAGGAAAUUUCCAAACUCCUUAGUCAUUAGAGAAAUGAAAAUCAAAACAACUCUGAGAUUCCCUCUCACAUCUGUAACAAUAGGCAAGAUCAAAACACUGAUGACAACUUAAGCUGGAGAGGAUGUGGAGAUAAGGGAACACAACUCCAUUGCUGAUGGGGUUAUAAACUGAGUCAGCUACUUUGAAUAUCAGUAUGGUUAUUCCUUAGAACAUUAGAAGGCCACCUGCCUGCUUGUGAGACAAUGGAGUACUACACAGUGGAUAAAAACAAUUACAUCUUGAAAUUUAUGUGCAAAUUUAUGGAUCUAGAAAACAUCUUAAAAGAGUGAGUUAACCCAGAACCAGAAAGAAAAAUAUAUGUACUCACUCCUAAGUGGCUUUUAGAUAUAAAACAGAGGACAGUCAGCCUACAAUUCACAAUGCCCAGAAUAUAUACAACAAAGAGGAAACAAAGAGAAACAUACAUAAAUCUAUAUAGGACAUAGAGAAAGACAAGAUCUUAGUAAAUUUGGAACAUGUGAAUCAUGGGAGAAGGGGAGGGGGGAGGAAGGCUGAGUAGUGGAUAAAUAUAUAGUUGAAUAAAAACAAUUAAAAAAUCCUUGAUACCUAGCUGUUUCUGGGUGAAUUAUACAAACUGAUAGUAUAAAAUGAACAGCUGAAAUAUGGAGUUUUGCUUAAUUUUGUACUUGAAUAAAAUACUUCCUCUUGCUAAGGCAGACUGAUUUAUGAUAUUUAAUUAAAAACAAUCUACACAUUUUUCCAAAAGAAAAUUAAAGAUUUGUACCAUAUCUCCCCAUCUUCCCAAACCUAUAAUCACACAUAUAAACACAUGAGACAGAAGUGCUUGAUUUUACUUAAUAUAGCUGCAUUCAUUCUAAGUUCUUCAUGUAACACUGAGUUCAUGUUUUAAUGAUGAAUUUUGAAGACUGUACAAGUCAGAGUGACAGACCCUGAACUAUGUGAAUACUAAUUGAAUCUUUGACAUUUAAAAACACCAAGUUAGAGUGUAAGAGUAUCUUGGGCUUUUAUAAGUCAGAUGAGCACCUACAGAGCAAUGGAUCUUAUAUACAAUAUAGCUAGCAUCCAGAAUGAAUAGCUGGAUUCAAGAAAGCAACCACACACUUUACAGAUUCAUUUAUACUUUAAGAGACCAUGCCCAAGUGGAUUGAUAUCUUAAAGCUAUUGACUGAAGGAGUUCUCACAGCAUCUAUCCAUUUAAAUUAAUAAGAAAUUCCAUACCCUAUACCAAACUAUGUACACAAGAAACAGAUGUCAAAAUAAAGUUAGAAUUACAAUAAGCAUAAUCAAUAUUAAGGAAGGAAUACAUCCUAAUGGUUUGAUAAGCAUUCUAUCCUAAGGAGUCCAUGUUGUAGUAGAAAUGGCUUAACUAGAUCAUAAGAGGAUGGUAAGUAUGAUUAUCUCAUCUUCAACUCCAUUAAAGGCCUGAGAAGAGCAAUAAUAUUACUUGAGUAGGCAGGUAGUGCAGUCUAACAGCUUCCAAAAAGUGUAGUAGAUGACAGAGACAACUGACUGAGCAAUCAACCAAAGUCUCAUCACAGUGUUGAAGAAUAAGACUUCAUAUCAGAAUAUAAAACAAUCUUUAAACAACUAUGUAGUAAAGCAGGACAAUGACCUCAAAAGGUAAACAAUGUAUAAAAAUUGUGAUCAGCGGUAGAGUUAUAUAAUGCAAAAGACAAAUAUAUCAUAAAAUUGUGUCAAUAAAAAUAUGUUUUAAACAGAGGUAGAAUCAUGCAUUUAUACAAUCUGACAAAAUAACCUUGUAUAGUUGUUACAAAUAUUCUAAAUAAAAUUAGAAACAUUCUAUAUAAUAAAUAUAAUUUGAAUUUGUGUCAAUAUACAAAAGUCUAUACCAAUGUAAAUCCAUAAAUAAUAGUUCACAACUAUUCCUUCUAUUACAAACUGUUAUUAGUGUGAGUAAGUCAUUUAUCUAUUAUCCAAUUCCAUUUUCCCUCUUUUUGAGAUCUCUGGGUGUACAUAAUUUCACACAACCCUAUAUGAGUAAUAAUCAACUCUUCAAUGUUGUCCCUGACCGUGAAGGCAAACUUUGUUGGGAGAGAGAAUGGCAUCUUCUAGAAUUGCUUCCACAUGUCAUGGGGGCGAUGUUCUUUCUAUGGGAUAUUAUAAAGGUAAAAUGAUGGUUAAAUUUCAA
This is a messenger RNA of Alexandromys fortis (reed vole), 4953 nucleotides long. Its product is annotated as zinc finger protein 431-like. Gene Ontology annotation, molecular function: DNA-binding transcription factor activity, RNA polymerase II-specific; RNA polymerase II cis-regulatory region sequence-specific DNA binding. The record is from RefSeq and is a predicted model, not a curated record. Lineage: Eukaryota; Metazoa; Chordata; Mammalia; Rodentia; Cricetidae. Gene Ontology annotation, cellular component: nucleus. The transcript has 5 exons. The coding region runs from base 101 to 1477 and encodes 458 amino acids. Gene Ontology annotation, biological process: regulation of transcription by RNA polymerase II.